CGUCCGCUCUUUGGCGACAACACCCUUGUAUAUAAUUUUCAACCCGCCUGGUGCAGACAGCACCUCGUGAGAUUUCUUCCCCUCCCUCCCCCCCCCCCCACCUCUCUCUCCCUCUCUCUCUCUCUCUCUCUCUCUCUCUCUCACACACACACACACACACACACACACACCCGCACACACAACAUCGCUCGUUAACUCUCUUCUCAGAUACAAAGAUGGGGCUGUCUUUCACCAAGCUUUUCAGUCGGUUGUUUUCUAAGAAAGAGAUGCGUAUUCUUAUGGUUGGUCUUGAUGCUGCUGGUAAAACCACAAUUUUGUACAAGCUUAAGCUAGGAGAAAUCGUCACUACUAUCCCUACCAUUGGAUUCAAUGUGGAGACUGUGGAAUAUAAGAACAUUAGCUUCACAGUUUGGGAUGUUGGUGGUCAGGACAAGAUUCGACCUUUGUGGAGACAUUACUUCCAAAACACACAAGGGCUUAUCUUUGUGGUUGACAGCAACGAUCGAGACCGUGUAGUUGAGGCUAGAGACGAGCUGCACAGGAUGUUGAAUGAGGAUGAGUUGAGGGAGGCUGUCCUGCUUGUGUUUGCAAAUAAGCAAGAUCUUCCCAAUGCAAUGAAUGCUGCCGAAAUCACUGAUAAGCUUGGCCUUCAUUCUCUCCGACAACGCCAUUGGUAUAUCCAGAGCACAUGUGCCACAUCAGGAGAAGGGUUGUACGAGGGACUUGACUGGCUUUCAAACAACAUUGCUAACAGGGUAGGAUGCACUUGUAAUUAUAUGCCCAAUUGCAAAGUCUGUUUUUUUCUUCACAGCUUUUAAAAUUUUAAAAUAAAUAAUAAUUUUAUUUUUUUAGUAAUUUAUUUUAAGUCCCUGUUCUUCUAAUUAUCAUUUUUUAAAUAAAAAAAAAAUUAUCUCAGGCUUAAGCAGAGUUCGGGAUCAGUUGCUGCAUUUAACUGCUGGAUCAUAGCUGCUGCUGCUAUUAUUAAUUUUUUUGCCGCUUGAGAUCCUUUAUUUUAUUUUUUUUUGCGUUUUUUAUUUUUAUUUUUUUGAAUAUUGUGGCAAGGAAGAGCAUAAUUCUUAAUUUCUUAUUAUGUAUGCAGGGUGAUUCAAAAUAUUUUAUUGAUCUUUUAUUAUUUUUGGGUUUCUGAUGCUAAAA
Messenger RNA from Malania oleifera, 1155 nucleotides. Its product is annotated as ADP-ribosylation factor 2-like. Gene Ontology annotation, cellular component: cytoplasm. Gene Ontology annotation, biological process: vesicle-mediated transport; intracellular protein transport. Bases 216 to 818 code for a protein of 200 amino acids. Lineage: Eukaryota; Viridiplantae; Streptophyta; Magnoliopsida; Santalales; Ximeniaceae. Gene Ontology annotation, molecular function: GTP binding; GTPase activity. The record is from RefSeq and is a predicted model, not a curated record. The transcript has 6 exons.